AUGUCAACUCGCAUCAAUACGUCCAGGCGGAGGGGUGGAGGAUGGUGCUCAGACUGUGGGAAAGCAUGCAUGGAGCCUAAUCGGGAGUGCAACAAUUACGGCGAGGAUCAUGUCAUGUCGGUUUGCAACAUGCCGUGUGGUCACUGCGGGGGGUGGUCACCAGGUGAGUAUGAUGUAUACUGGCACAUGGUUGCAAGAGGCGAGCUUCCCGACAGGGAUUCCAUUCACGAGCCGGGGGAGAGCCACUUUGCGCCCGACUGUCCUAAGGCUAAGAAUAACAGGUGUAAGUGUAUGCCGUUUCCGGUUUAUCACACGGCCAAGAGGUGUAUGGUGAAAUGUCGUCCGGGGUGUGGACAUCCCGACCCGGGGAGACAUAAGGGGAAUGCGAUGAUGUGUACUUAUCGGUGUUGUAUGUGCGGGAUUAGGAACUCGCAUGCGGGGAAGGAUUGUAGGUUGAAACGGUGUGGGUGGGGGGGGGGGCAUUUGGGGCAGGAUCAUGGGUGGAAUCCAACUUGUCGGAAGGAGGGUGUGAUAGGUUUUUGUGUGGGGUUCAUUGUCAGGGGUGUUUUGGGACGGAGAGGCCGUUUGAUGAGAAAACGAGGAGGUGUUGGAGGUGUAGAGGGUUGGAGGAGAGGUUGGAGGAGAGGCCGGAGGUGUGGGGGAGGAGGAGGUGGGAGUGGAAGGGUGGAGGUGGCGAGGAGGUUUUAUGCAGGUGGUUUAAGUGAUGGAUCGAAGGUGGAGGGGGAGGUAAAAGAGAAGGAUGGACCACGAGUAUGGCUAACCAAGGCGCGGUAUGAGGCGGCGGAGGUGGGCAAAGCAGGCUCACGGGACGGGUAUCAGAGCAUAUUUGGGAGUGGAAGUAGUCGGGAUGAUGCAUGUCCGUGUAGGGGGCCUGUUAAACCGGAGAGCUGCUCGGUCUAA
Podospora pseudopauciseta is the source of this 921-nucleotide messenger RNA. RefSeq lists its product as uncharacterized. NCBI's taxonomy places the organism in Eukaryota, Fungi, Ascomycota, Sordariomycetes, Sordariales, Podosporaceae. The record is from RefSeq and is a predicted model, not a curated record. The transcript has 2 exons. The coding region runs from base 1 to 921 and encodes 306 amino acids.